Brassica rapa (field mustard) is the source of this 2969-nucleotide messenger RNA. RefSeq names its product paraxanthine methyltransferase 1-like. Gene Ontology annotation, molecular function: methyltransferase activity. The record is from RefSeq and is a predicted model, not a curated record. NCBI's taxonomy places the organism in Eukaryota, Viridiplantae, Streptophyta, Magnoliopsida, Brassicales, Brassicaceae.
GUAUUAGACUUGUGUAUUUGGUGAAAAUAAUAUAUCAUAUUAGAAAAUUGUUUUCAUUACGGUUGUAAAUAAGUUUAUUUUUAGAACUUGCCUUAGGCCCCUAAAACUCUUCGCACGGCACUGUCCAUGAUACUUCCAAAAUGAAAAGAACUACCCGCUCUGUUUCAUAUUGUAGGUACGUAGUUUUAGCGAAAUAAUUCAUAAUGUGAAUAGUUUUCAUGUUUCAAUGAACUUUUUUACUUAUUAAAUAUUGUUUAGCCAAUUAAAUAGUUAGCUUUUCUAAAAUUGGUUGAAUUUAUUGAUUAAAUGAUAUUUUUAAACUACUUACAUUAUAAAACAUAAGGAAUACUAUAUAAUCAGUUCCUUACUAUGAAAUGCUUAGUUGAUUUAUUGAGCCCCCUCACUAGUCUUGGGCAAAAAAAACCGAACCAAAUUAUCCGAAACCGGAUCGAAACCCUCAAUUACCCGAAUGGUUCAUAUAUUUCGAAACCCGAAUAACCGAUCCAAAACUGGAACCGAACGGAUACCCGAAUAUGAAAAACAAGUUUUAGCUUUCUGAAAAAAUGUAAAAUAUCGUCAAAUCCACUUGAAUCUGGGUUUGAGAAGAAGAAUAAGAACAUUGUUAGUAGAAAACCAUGUUAUCUUUUAUAUAUGUACUCUCUUAUAUUAUACAUAUAUCUAUGGUAUUUCUAUAUUAAAUUAAAAUAAAUACUUAUAAAACAACACUUUAGUGAUUUGAACUCUAUUUGGAUUCAAAAUUAUACAAGUGUUUAACCAUUAAACCACUUAAAUUAAUAUGUUAACUAAUAUAUUUUGUAUAUAUAUAUAUAUAUAUAUAUAUAUAUAUAUUUGAUUCAUAUAUCAAAUGGGUACCCGAAACCGAACUAAAACCGAAAUGAAAUUUCAUAAGUACCUAUUGGAUAUAAGAGUGAUUAUCGAUAUAUCCGGAACCGAAGGGUUUCUACCCGAAACCGAACCGAAUACCCGAAUGACCAGGAGUACCCUCACAAUGAAAAAAUUACCUAACAUCAGAUUUUUGUUUUUUUUUUUGACCUCUUCGCCCCACUCCACUCAGGUUCCUGUUCCUUGUAGAGUAAGUCGUAUGAUCUUUAUAAAAGUAGAGUAAUUAUUACUUUAUUAAUUUUAGAAAAGACAAAAAAAUACUUAAAAGUAGGUUCAUUUAAUUAUUUCAAUGAAAUUAGGUUGUAUAUAUUGUGCAAAAUUAAGGGUUAGUUUUAAUUAGUACUUUUUUUUAACCGAUUAGAUUAUUGCUCUUGAGUUGUUUAGUGUUUUCCUGAUUUCAAAUUUUGGUGCAAUCGAUCUUUGUGUCGACGGAUGACAUUUCACAUGCAAAUUUUCAAUGCUUUGAGAAUAUAUUUUUUAGCAAUUUCGAGAAAAGAUGUACAUUCUAUAUACUAUUGUAGCACGUUUAUUAAGUAUUGGAAAUAUCAUAUAUUACAUUAUGUAUACGUAGAUUAACACUAAGAUUAAACAAUGCAAGGCGACGACAGAGGCACAGCGCACAGUAGGUGGCUAUUAUUAUAUAAAACCGUAUAUGCAUAUUUAAUUUAUUAAUUAAUCAUAUUAAUCAUAUUUUUUUCUUUAAGCAAGGAAAUAGCACGACGCACCUUAAUUAGUAUAAAUAUGCAUAGACGCGUCCACAAAUGAUCACAGUUCUCAUCAAACGUUAAGUAUCAAUCAAGAGAAGAAGAGUGAGAAGAAGAGAUAGAUCAUGGCAACUACUCCAAAAUGGAUCAUGGUGGGAGGAGAAGGUCCUGAGAGUUACAACCAGAACUCCUCGUAUCAGAGAGCACUGUUAGAAGCGGCAAAAGAAAAGAUGAGCGAGGCUAUCAAGGCCAAACUCAGCCUUGAUUUGAUCUCUGAUCGGUUCAGUGUGGCAGAUUUUGGUUGUGCGAGUGGACCUAACACUUUUGUUGCAGUCCAAAACAUCAUUGAUGCAGUUGAAGACAAGUACCGCAAGGAAACCGGACAAAACCCGGCCGAGAACAUCGAGUUGCAAGUCCUCUUCAACGACUUUACCACUAACGAUUUCAACACUCUCUUCCAGUCACUUCCUGCGGGCAGAAGAUACUACAGUGCUGGUGUUCCGGGUUCCUUCUUCGAACGUGUUCUUCCUAAAGAGAGUUUCCACAUAGGAGUUAUCAAUUACGCAUUCCAUUUCACCUCCAAAAUCCCCAAAGGGAUCACGGACCGCGACUCUCCAUCCUGGAACAGAGACAUGCAUUGCACUGGGUUCAACGAAGCGGUCAAGAAAGCAUAUCUUGAUCAGUACUCGGCCGACACCAAGAUUCUAUUAGAUGCUAGAGCCGACGAGCUCGUCCCCGGGGGAUUGAUGUUGCUUUUUGGAUCGUGUCUGAGAGACGGAGUUAAGAUGUCCGAGACCUCCAAAGGAAUAGUGUUGGAUGCUGUCGGAGCUUCUCUUAACGACCUUGCUCAACAGGGUGUUAUCGAACAAGAUAAGGUGGACUCUUUUAGCACGCCACUCUACUUUGCAGAAGAAAAUGAGUUGAAGCAAAUCAUAGAGGAAAACGGGAGAUUCACAAUAGAGGCGUUCGAAGAUAUCAUUCACGCAAAGGGGGAGUUUACGCUUGACCCCAAGGUUUUGGCAGUCUCUUGCAGGGCCUCCUUUGGAACUUUUCUAUCUCAACAUUUUGGAGAGAAAGUCUUUACCAAAGUCUUUGACCUCAUCGAGGCCAAGCUACGCCAACAGCUUCCUCGCCUCCUGAAUGCCAAACCCGGAAUGCAGUACCUAAUCGUGCUUCGAAAGAAAAACUAGUGAUCCAAAACUAUUAUUGUGUUUCCGUUAUUGUUUAUCUUGUUCGUCUAUUGAUGCUUUGUCUUCUUCUACUUCGCUGCUAUGCUACGUGUUUGUAUUCUCAGUCCUACAAAUUAAUAAAUGUCUCUCUACGGGUCGUCAACCAUAUAAAAACAUUGUUGCUCAAUGACAA